CGUCGGCCCGCGCGACGGAAUUGGGCGAAAUCGGCCGCGAGAUCAGCAUUAUCUGCGAUCCGCGUAGACGGAGCCGUUCGCUCCGCGUUUCUCCUGGAUCGCGGACGGCCGCGGAAUAUCGGGCCGCGGCCGCAGAUGUGAAUGGUCCCCGACGCGAUCGGCAACGCGCGCCGGCCGUGGUAGAUAAAACCGGACUUGCAUUCAGUGAGUAACGAGUCUCCGAGUGGCAGCUGCACAGCAUCGUCGAGUGGCUUUUAUCGUCGAAAAUUCGCUCGUCGACGGCGCGCUCCGGGAAACAGAGUCCUCUAAACGCUAGAGGCCGCCGAUCGAGCGAUUCCUCGGGAACAGAAGGAGCACUUGGUCGGUUCCCGAUAGAAGAGAAUCGUUGCAUUCCGAUUUCGGUCAACGACGCCAGUGGUUUUCGCUGAGAGGCAAGUGAUUCUUGAGAAUCUAACGUACUUACGGUUGCUUUUGCGAAGAUCGGGGCGUUGGAUAGACGCAAGAUCGAGCGAUGAUCGAGUUAAUCGAGGUUUGAGAGAGGAUUCGCGGGUCGUCCUUUGGAUCCACUCGGACGAAGGAGUAUAUGGAAAAUUCAUGGGAGACAGUGCUGAGGGAAUCGCCGUAUGAGAACGUGUUCAACGGCGGCAGCGAGCACUGGUCGCUUUGGAAGAAGGUCUUGUUCGUUCACUUCAGUGACUUUUGGCUGAUGCUGCUCUUCGUUGGCCUGUGGGAGAUAAUGUUGUGGGAAGAGCUCGAGGUUUUCUGAAAGUGAAAGAACGUUUUAUCGUGUUGCUCGGCGGAGAAGCGUUCGACGAAGGAAAAGGGGGAGAAAGAGAAAAAGAAAGAAAGAAAGAAAGAUAGACUACUGAUUCGUCGUGUCUCGACGCAGGAUUAGCCGCAGGCACUUUAUCGUGGAGAAGAGAAAAGAACCGAGGAAAAGGCAGGACGCGUGCUCUGGAGUACUCGAUCGAAAGCUGGUAUUACUGAAAAAAGAUAAGAGGCGCGAUAACGGACGGAUUCGAACGUUCCACGAUCACGGAUCGGCCGAAUACUUGACAUUCUGACGCGGCGUUUCAGAAAAUUCCAUUAAAGGAUUCUGAUAGGUAUCGCGCAGGAAUGGACAAGUUGAACGGACUUACGGGGAGUCACACGGACGCCAAGAUGGAGCUCGACAUCGACGAAAUGAAGCGGCGCGAGAAGAAAGGAGUCACGUAUCAGGUAGUCAUGUCUCUGUGCGCGAAUUUGUCUGUCCUCGGCCCGUCCAUGGCGUUCGGUUACAGCGCCGUGGCACUGGGACCACUGAUGGCACCCACGAGUGACGUGAAAGUGAAUAGCGUUCAAGCGAAUUGGAUAGCCACGGCGACGGCGCUGGGAAUUCCUCUCGGCUGCAUGCUUUCGAGUUACACGAUGAGACGCGGAAGGAAACUGAGUCUGCUGAUAACAUCCGUUCUCUCCAUCCUCGGCUGGCUCAUCAUAUACUUCUCCCGGACGUACGAGCAGAUCCUCGUCGGCAGAAUAAUUUCCGGAAUCGCGACCGGUUCCGCCUCGGUCCCGGCCACCGUUUACAGCGCGGAAGUCGCCUCUCCGGCGUGGCGGUCCACCAUGGUCACGUGGACCAGCGUGGCCAUCGCCAUAGGUAUCUUGAUCGUCUACAUCUUCGGCUACCUCUUCAAGGACAACUGGCGAUUGGUGGCUUUAAUGUGCGCCCUGUUUCCCGUGGUCUCGGCCGCGGUGACCUUGGCCGUCGUCCCAGAAACCCCGAUCUGGUUGCGGGACCGAGGUCGUCUAGACGAGGCGCUCGAGACCCUGAAGAGAUUCCGCGGCAUUCCAAAAAAUGCGUCGCCCUCGCCGGAUCUGGAGGAGGAGCUGCGCCAACGACCCCAGAAGAAGAAGCAGAAUCUGAUGAAGCACCUGCUGAAGAGGAACGCGGUGAUGCCGUUCCUCAUUAUGCUCGCCUACUUCUUCUUCCAGCAGUUCUCCGGGAUCUUCGUGGUCGUCUACUACGCGGUGAACAUCGUACGCAGCGCUGGGAUCACGAUAGACCCCUAUCUGGGGGCAGUGCUGAUAGGAUUCACCAGGUUGCUCGGCAGUUUACUGAUGGCUGGUGCGUCUGGAAGAUUCGGGAGGCGGAUACCUUCGAUCGUUUCCGGUUCUGGCAUGACGAUCUUCAUGGCGAUACUAUCCGUUUAUCUAAUACUGGAGGACAGGGGCUACGUUAUCAACGACGGAGGCAUUGUUCCUGUGAUCUGCGUGCUGUCGUACAUUUUCGCGAGUACUCUAGGAUUCCUGGUGGUCCCGUUCGCCAUGGUGGGCGAAAUUUACCCGACAAAGGUUAAGGAAGUACUGACAGGUCUGACAUCGUGUAUCGGGUACAUCUUCAGCUUGAUCACGGUGAAAAUUUACCCUGACAUGGCGUCCUCUAUGGGCAGGCACGGUGUCUUUAUCUUCUUCACGGUGAUGUCUUUAGCGGGGACGUUGUUCGUGCAGUUCUUCUUGCCGGAAACGAAGGGCAAAACCUUGACGGAGAUCGAGGAAAUGUUCAGGAGGAAGGAUAAAUAUGAUUCGCAAGAGGACAAGAAGAUGGUGAGCCUAAAAGAUGUAACUGGAGAAGUGUAGUCGUUGGGGCGUUGAUUGAUGAAGGUUCUGAUUCUGAAGGAUUGGAGCGUUUGUAAAUAUUGUUUGUAGAGAUGAUUUAAUUCGAGGCGGGGCGGGGCAGUUGUGUAAAUGCAGUUUGAUUCGCGAAGGAUGGGGAUCGAGCGAGAUUUAUGACUGAUGAUUGUUGAUCGUUCUCGGUGAUAUGCCUCGGCUGGCAAUUCGAGGCGGGUAGUCGGCCCUGAGGAACUUAUGGCUGUAAAUACUGCGGGAGGUGUUUGAUCAGACUCGAGCUGGUCCAGAAUUUAUCGAACAAUUGUAACUCGACUAUUUUCUCGCGAGAAUAACGCUGUCUGUACCUACGUAAAUGUAUUUUCGCGAUGUGAUUAACAACGACCACAUGUGUUCACUGUACCUUAUUAUAAUUUAAGAAUAAUAUGUUAGCGAAAUAACAUCACGUUAAUAAGAUUCAUCGAAAGAGAUUCAGAGGGAAAUAUUUUUAUACCACUAACGAAAUGUAAAUCGUAACUUCGAACGCUUUGUAACAUGUUAAUGUAUAAAUAAAUCAUUGAACACGAUUCUCUAAUUGUAUUCACUGCGCACGAUGACUAGGUUAAUUAAUCGCUGAUGAAAAAUCGGUUUAUUAUCAGUGUCUGCGGGAUUACUGAAUGUUUGUGUUCAUUUGCAAUUAGAUGCAGACGCUAAGCUCCGACAACGAGAUCUAUUCGAUAAGAAAAUAUAGCGCGCGACUAGAGUUUUAAUACUAUCGACCGCUGACUGAUAAUAUUUUCCAAGAGCGAGCACUCUUUGCUGGAAGAAUAAAGUAUAGGAAACGAGCAUGAAGGAAGAAUAUAUCGG
This is a messenger RNA of Nomia melanderi (Alkali bee), 3450 nucleotides long. Its product is annotated as trehalose transporter 1-like protein. The record is from RefSeq and is a predicted model, not a curated record. Lineage: Eukaryota; Metazoa; Arthropoda; Insecta; Hymenoptera; Halictidae. Gene Ontology annotation, cellular component: membrane. Gene Ontology annotation, biological process: transmembrane transport. Gene Ontology annotation, molecular function: transmembrane transporter activity.